AUGGAUUCUGCUUCCAUUGGUUCUGCCUUACAUGAUUUAAUCUUGUAUCUGAACGAAUUGUAUCGUUAUGAUCCCUUCCCUACGCGUUUGAAGAUUGAAUUAAAGAAGCUCCAGAUUUUCGUUCUUAUUUCCACAAGAAAUUUGGACAACCAGCAGCUGGAUGACUCAAAUCCACCAUGGUCUUUCGUGCUAAGGAUUGUAGAUACUAUUGAUCAAUAUGUUGAUCCUGAUCCCUCCGAAUCAGCUGGUUAUCAUCUUCUAUUUAAAAGGUUCGAACGCGGCAUCGAAUCCUUGGUUGAUGAAAUAGAUCAAUGGUACUUUUCUAUGAGGGAUUCAUUGCUGUUACAAUUCAGGGCUUCUCUGUUUACCAUUGAUGACAUCUCCGAAAUCUUCACUUCCAUUUUGGAGCUUCUUGAGGAAAACUAUUGCGUUAGAGGAAGCAAAGCUUUGAUUGAGCUGGUGAAAGUCUGGCAAACUCUCAUCUGCUUUGUUCACUAUCCCAUACCACAACUGUUGGCUCUCGCUGCAAAUGUCGCGAUCCAUGUACAUCUUCAUUUCAUGUGUCCUCGAGCAGUUCAGCGGCCUGGUGAAGAAUCUCUUGAUAAAUUAUUGUCUACAUUCAAGCCGAAUGAUCCACUGGUUUCGGAGACUUACAUCCAAGCCCUAAUCAGUUCAAAGUUGUCAAGAGGGUCACUUGCUGCUCUCAGUACUAAUCAGCACAAUAUUUAUGAUGGCACCAAGAAUUUCCUUGAUUUUUUGGUAGAUCAUCUUUGGGAAUGGCUACGACUUAAUACUACUGAUGGUACGGUUUCUGUGAAGGAUCAGAUGCAGGAGCUGUUUCACAAACUUAGAUCUUUGCGAGCCACUCUCAAGCAGAAGCAGCCUAACAACAUUAAGGCCGACGUUGCAUCUGUGUUGUGUGAUGCCGGGGUGGAGUGUCUCAUCGAUCAGUUACUGGUUGUUGAUCUUUGGGAUUGUUCUUCAACUUCGGUUGAUGCCAUCCUGGAAGACAUCAGGGACAUUAAGGCCAAAUCCGAAGUUAAGAAACAAGAAAUUGGAGGCAAAAGACAGCAAAAGAAAGUGAGAGAAGCAACCAGGACUCACGAUCAAUUGCCAUCACAAACAACGACAAAAUAUGAGGUUGAUCCCAACUGUGUAUACUCUGAGACCAAUGAGCAAGAUCUAGUAGAAAAGCUGUGGCGCAAAUUGAAAGGGAAAAGAUAUCUCAUAUUAUUGGAUGAUAUAUGGGACGCUGAAGCAUGGAAUAGCUUGGCACCAGCAUUCCCUGAUGACAACUAUGGAAGCAGAAUUCUGUUGACGAGUCGUCAUCGUGACAUUGCUCCUGUUCAUAUGAUUGACCAAGAUCCUUAUUUUCUUCACCCGCUCAAUGAAAAGGAGAGUUUGGAAUUAUUCCAGCUGAAGUUAUUCUCAGGAAAUCUUGGUUUGGAUCCUGCAUUACAUGAUCUGGUGAGUAAAUUUGCUGCACAAUGGGAUGCCUCAUUUGUGAUCAGCAUCUGUAAACUUCUAAGAGUGUUGGAUCUGGAGAAAAUUAAGUUGAGUUGUGAGUUUCCAUGUGAAAUAAGCUCGCUGGUUCAGUUGGCAUUCCUGGCACUUCGGGGUAAAUUCAGACACAUCCCGUCAUCCAUAAGUAAGCUCUCAAAUUUGGAAACUCUUAUUGUGGAUCCAAGCGGAUAUGUGAUGCCAUUGCCUAAUAGUUUCUGGAAUCUACAGAACUUAAAGUAUGUUUACAUAAGAAGAGGCGGGCUUAGGAUAGUGCCGAUGGAAAAUCUAGACAACUCGCCCGUUUUAUAUGAGUUGGAUGUGUUUUGUGGUGCAUGUAUUCCAUAUGAAUGCAGCUUGGAAAGGCUAAUGACAAAAUUUCCAAACAUCCGUAUGUUGAAAUGCAAGAUUGGCUUUGGUGAAGAUGAGAGAUUAGAGUAUCCUCACACCGCGAUUGUUGUUCCUGACUUUUCGACGCAACUUGAAUCAGUUGAUUUAUCAUGGGUCGCUGGUGAACCCAAGCUUCCGAAAGGUCUCGACAUCAGUUUCCCUGAAAAUCUGAAGAGACUGAGGUUGGAAAACUUUUAUCUGUCGUGGGAGAAUAUGUCAACCAUUGGUAAGCUCCCAAACCUUCAAGUCUUCAAGCUAUGUUGCCCGAGAUUUGAAGGUGAUACAUGGGAAAUGGAACCAGGGGAAUUCUCCCAACUCAGAGUUUUGGAUUUGUACCGUGUGAAGCUUGUCAGGUGGAUUUCGGAAGAUGAUCAAUUUGAUUGUCUUCAGAAGUUGUUGUUGGAAGACUGUGAGUAUUUGCGAGAGAUGCCUUGUAAUUGUCUGGAGAGCAUCUCGACACUUGAAAAAAUUGAGGUAGUUCAUUGUUCUGAGACUACAGAAAAAUUGGCGAAACAAAUUGAGGAUCAACAGGUGAAUGAGUGGGGGAAUUCAAAUCUUAAGAUCAACAUUGUGACGAAAGAUUAG
Oldenlandia corymbosa var. corymbosa is the source of this 2475-nucleotide messenger RNA. NCBI's taxonomy places the organism in Eukaryota, Viridiplantae, Streptophyta, Magnoliopsida, Gentianales, Rubiaceae. The record is from the annotation of a GenBank genome assembly.